ACCUGCAGCCUGGAGGCAGCAGCGGGACACACAGAGCUUAAGUUUCCGGAAGCUGAGACACGAGGCGAGCAAAACAUUUUCCACCGGCUCUUUUUCUCUUUGUCCAUCCAGCUCCUGCUGAAAGCAACAUCCCCUCACACACAGCGACACCAUGGCGACUGUUGUCGACACAAAACUAUACGACAUCCUCGGAGUGUCUCCCUCCGCGUCUGAAAACGAGCUGAAGAAGGCAUACCGGAAACUGGCAAAAGAGUACCACCCCGACAAGAACCCAAAUGCUGGAGACAAAUUCAAGGAAAUCAGUUUUGCCUAUGAGGUGCUGACCAACCCUGAAAAGAAGGAACUUUAUGAUCGCUAUGGAGAACAAGGUUUGCGGGAAGGAGGUGGGGGUGGCCCAGGGAUGGACGAUAUCUUCUCCCAUAUCUUUGGCGGUGGACUCUUUGGAUUCAUGGGUGGCCAGGGGAGUCGCUCCAGAAACGGAGGUCGGCGGAGAGGAGAGGACAUGGUCCACCCACUCAAGGUGUCACUGGAGGACCUUUACAAUGGGAAAACAACUAAACUACAACUUAGCAAGAAUGUACUGUGUAGCACUUGCAAUGGGCAGGGAGGCAAGACGGGUGCCGUACAAAAAUGUACAACAUGUAGGGGGCGUGGCAUGCGCAUCAUGAUCAGACAGCUGGCCCCGGGGAUGGUCCAACAGAUGCAGUCUGUGUGUACCGACUGUAACGGAGAAGGUGAAGUUAUCAGUGAGAAAGACCGCUGUAAAAAAUGUGAGGGCAAAAAAGUCGUGAAGGAAGUGAAGAUUCUGGAGGUACACGUGGACAAAGGCAUGAAGCACGGCCAGAAAAUUACUUUUGGAGGGGAGGCUGACCAGGCACCUGGCGUCGAGCCUGGGGAUAUAGUCCUUGUCCUGCAGGAAAAAGAUAACGAGACAUUCAGACGAGACGGCAAUGACCUGUUCAUGAACCACAAGAUCGGGCUGGUGGAGGCGCUGUGCGGCUUCCAGUUUAUGCUGAAACACUUAGAUGGAAGACAGAUCGUUGUGAAGUACCCUGCUGGAAAAGUCAUUGAACCAGGCUCAGUCAGGGUGGUGCGAGGAGAAGGCAUGCCACAGUACCGAAACCCUUUUGAGAAGGGAGAUCUGUAUGUGAAGUUCGAUGUCCAGUUCCCCGACAACAACUGGAUCAGCCCCGAGAAACUUGUGGAACUAGAGGACAUGCUGCCCUCACGGUCAGAGCCGCCCAUCAUCACUGGAGACACAGAGGAGGUCGACCUGCAAGAUUACGACGUCAGCCAGAGCUCGUCGUCGGGCGGCCGCAGAGAGGCCUACAACGACAGCUCUGACGACGAGGGUGGCCACCACGGGCCUGGGGUACAGUGUGCCCACCAGUAGUCUCUCUCACAUACACAGAGAUACGACCCACGUUCUGCUUGGGGAGAAAAUGUAUGAGUUGCAGAGUAAACAAGGAUGUAGGUCAGACUGAAAAGUUCGGUAAUUCCUCAGACACAGAUCAAAUGAACAUGUUGGAUCUUGGCACCUGGAAUUGUUGAUUAAUGUUAUUGACUGGUGUGCUGGGAUUAUUUUGAUCUAUGUCUGAGGAACUCGCACUGGGGCAGUCAAAGACUUUCCACUGCACCUGAAACAGAUUUAGACACUUUAAGCAGCAACUUCAGGUAGAAAUCAUAUCAUGUAUUUAAGAUGUAUCGAGACAAACGGCUGCCCCAGUGAAUACUGUGAUCUGGUGUUCAAGGUGAACCCCUCACCCUCCCCUCUGAAGUCCACCCCCCUCCUCUCAUGGGAACCCCAGAUCAAUCAAAGAAAGGAAUGUUUCUUGUUUGCUGAGUGUGUGACUUGCAUUUUGUUUUCAUAGUAUUUACAAUAAUUAAUUUAAAAAAACUAACCGAUGUGCAUACAAACACAAAGCAGCUGAGCAAUGUGACGUGCAGAUCUUUGGACUCCUGUAAUUCAUCCACUCGGCGCCAUUCGUAGGAUUUGUUUCUGAUUUUUACAGCUUCGUUUUUCUUUGUUAGGUUUUUACUCCUGUUUUUUUUUCCUUUAUAUUUUAAUUCAAAACCGAAAAUUGAUUAUUGUGUAUAUCAUUGAACUGGUUGUUGGUAAGCUUCAUCAGCUGCUGUAUUCAAAGCUGUGUGAUUUUUAAAAAAGAAAAAUGACAAGUGAAAAGACAAAUGUAUAGCCUGUAUCUGUGCUGAGACCAUGUGCAUGUAAAAAAAAGCUUUGGUUCCUGCACUUAUCAAACAUCACAUAAAACAGCACUCUUCCUAAGAAAACGUCUAUGAAGUUGUUGAAUAAAUUGUUGAAAUAUCA
Molecule: messenger RNA, 2326 nt
Organism: Larimichthys crocea (large yellow croaker)
Lineage: Eukaryota; Metazoa; Chordata; Actinopteri; Sciaenidae
Gene: dnaja2a
Product: DnaJ heat shock protein family (Hsp40) member A2a
Exons: 9
Coding region: 152-1393 (413 amino acids)
Biological process (GO): response to heat; protein folding
Molecular function (GO): Hsp70 protein binding; ATP binding
Source: RefSeq, a predicted model, not a curated record